AUGCCUGAUCGACCUUAUGCAGAAAUCGAAUUGGAGGAGCAGCAGACCAUAAAGGACCGACAAGAGACGCUAGCAGAAUUAUUCGAGCAGAUGCGACUAGAGGAUGCAUUGCAUAUGAUGCGCGUCUGCGAUUCGAUUCAGCUAUCUACGGAGCUGUCGCUAUGCUUUUCAUUGGUGCCACAAGCGCUCUCAAUCUUUUUGCAGUGCGUCGACCUGUACUGUCAGCUUCCGGAUAAAAAUAUGGCCUAUGUCUCGCUGUGGAUUGAGACUGCUGUGGCUUGUAUAGAGCAUUACGAAGAACUACAGAUAUCCCUGGCUGACAGUCAGCGGGCGGGCUCCUUGCUCUUAGCCUUCAAAAGCUUUCGCAUGUCCAUCGUGGCCCAGUUUGCGCUCGCUUACCGCGUGAAAGAAGAGACACUAAGUGUGUUUUGCUCGCAACUGAUUGAGAUUCGUGUGGGGCUUGCUGCGCGGUUAAUGGAGUGUUUAAAGAAGAAAGACCUGCUGCCGACGGACGUGGUACUUGAGGCUUGCAUCAAGCAGAAGGACUUUAGCGCAGGCGAUAUGUUUGUUAAGAAUCAUAGAGGGAACCAACAAAAGUUUGUGCAGAUGCUCAUCGAUGGUUCUGUGCCGGACAAAGUUAUCAAAAAGAGACUGUCGCUGUUCAAAUUACCUGCCGAUGCCUUCCCAGUUUACUUUGAACGUCGGCAGAAAGCGUUCCUGAGCUUUUUAAUUCAUUCAAAGGAAUAUGAACAGGCGCUGCAAUUUGCUGAACACUCCGAGAUUUUGAAGCUGCACGCUUGUAACAAGGUGAUUCGUAUUGCCGGCGUAGAAGACGCUGCUACUCAGCAAUUCAUUUUCCGAUCUGGGCUCAAAGAUAUAUUUCCUGAAGUUGAUACAAGUGCAGAGGAUGGCAAAGCUUUUGAAAAUCAAGACGAUCUGGAUCCUAAUGGGAUGUUUCUAUCGCUCGUUGAAGUCAUCAGUGAAGCAAGUAUUGUCUUUGUUGAUACUCCAAUAGCACUGCAGGCAUGUGUAGAGCACUUGAUCAAGCAACCGGCUGUUGGCUUUGACUCAGAGUGGAAGGCGGUGUACAUCUCAGAUACUAAAGACAAUGCUGUUGCAAGAUGUGCACUUCUUCAGUUAGCGUCUUGUGAGAAGGUGUUUGUCGUGGAUGUGAUGGCACUGCAUGAGCAUGGAAGUAUCUUGGCCCCGCUUUUUUUAUCAAAAUCCGUCAUAAAGCUAGCCUUUGAUGCGAAAAGUGAUGUGAAACAUCUUCGCUCGUUUCUCACAGGAGGUGACACCUCCUCCAAACUGAUCUCGAUGCUUGUCGACUUGCAAGUUGUCGCAAAAAAGCUGGCUGUUUUAAGUGAAGCUAUCGAUUAUGUCGAUAAAAAUGUUGGUGUUAGUAUCAUGGCAGCAGAUAGCGUGGCACUAGCAACAGAAAAAAGACCAAAAAAGCGUCAGUAUAAGGUCACAGAAAAUGAUGCUGGGGUCAAGUCCUGUUGCUUAAGCUUGGCAGCAAUUGCAAAGUUUUACCUAGGUCGACCUUUAGAUAAGCGUGCUCGUAUGUCAAAUUGGGAGCGACGUCCACUUUCCCAAGCUCAGCUCCACUAUGCCGCGUUGGACGCACAUGUGCUACUUCAAAUUUACUCUAAAAUGCAGGAGAAGCAUUCGGCAGAUGUAUUCGACUCGGUUCUAAGUCGAUGCACUCAAAAGUGUGUCAGGUAA
This is a messenger RNA of Plasmopara halstedii, 1725 nucleotides long. RefSeq names its product Predicted 3'-5' exonuclease. The record is from RefSeq and is a predicted model, not a curated record. The transcript has 2 exons. Gene Ontology annotation, molecular function: nucleic acid binding; 3'-5' exonuclease activity. Bases 1 to 1725 code for a protein of 574 amino acids. Lineage: Eukaryota; Oomycota; Peronosporomycetes; Peronosporales; Peronosporaceae. Gene Ontology annotation, biological process: nucleobase-containing compound metabolic process.